GUAAGUGGGAGCCAGUGUUAGAUCCAACUCUAAGUCUUCGGGUGGAUUUAUUAAUCUUUUUAGCGAUUUAGAGUUGACAACAUGCUCUAUCURGUCGUAGUUUUUCUGUCGUUUAGUGUCGUCGUACUUGGAGAAGAUGAUCAGUCAAUGGCUGUGAACUUCCUCAACAAGUACAACUACAUUUCGAAAUCCAGAUCUGGAAUCCACGACUUACCAUCUGCUAUCAAGAAAUUCCAGGAAUUUAACAGCCUCCCAGUCACCGGUGAACUAGACCAGGCAACGGUAAAACUGAUGAAGACGCCGAGAUGUGGUUUGCCAGAUGUUGACGAUAAUGGCAAUCGACGGCGUCGUUACGUCACAUAKGGAAAAUGGAGGAAGAGUGCCUUGACGUAUUACGUCGAGCAUGGCGCUGACUUGAGUAAGAMACAGCAAGAUAAAGACUUCAGAAAUGCCCUUCAGUUUUGGGCUGACCAGUCGUCGUUGACGUUCCGACAAGUGUAUUCAGGAAAUGAUGCUGAUCUUAAAAUCAGUUUUGGUCAUUACACACAUCAAGGCACAAACGUAGAAAACACCUGUGGAUAUCCAUUYGAUGGACAAGGAGGAGUCCUAGCACACGCMUUCUUCCCCGAGGAUGGACGCGCUCAUUUUGACGAGAGUGAAACCUACACAUCUAACACUGACCAAGGCACUAACCUUCUCUGGGUGGCAACCCAUGAGUUUGGACAUUCUCUCGGGCUUUCUCAUUCCAAUGUGCAGGGUGCAGUCAUGUAUCCUUACUACACGGGAUACACGCCUGGAAUGAAGCUGCAUUCUGAUGAUAUCAGUGGUAUACAAAGCUUAUAUGGUGGUCCAGUCCCAACUGCACCAACAACAAGCGCCCCAGACGUAUGCAAGGAUAGGUCGCCACGCUGUGAKGCUUAUAAAGCUGCUGGACGCUGCACGAGCUGCCGUAAAAUCAUGAAGAAGUGGUGCAAGAAAACAUGCUCUUAUUGCUAGAUUAUCCAGGACCAGCACCUUUUGCUAACGGACUGGUGKGACUAGCUAAAUGGCAUGUUUGACAAAGAAGAAAUCAUUAAAAAAAGUUUCAAACAAGUA
Messenger RNA from Actinia tenebrosa (Australian red waratah sea anemone), 1095 nucleotides. Its product is annotated as 50 kDa hatching enzyme. Gene Ontology annotation, biological process: collagen catabolic process; extracellular matrix organization; proteolysis. Gene Ontology annotation, molecular function: zinc ion binding; metalloendopeptidase activity. The record is from RefSeq and is a predicted model, not a curated record. Gene Ontology annotation, cellular component: extracellular matrix. NCBI's taxonomy places the organism in Eukaryota, Metazoa, Cnidaria, Anthozoa, Actiniaria, Actiniidae.